AUGUUUUUAUCCAGCGCCCUGAAAGUUAACUGCAGAACAAUGCCUUUGACUAGGCUUCUUGAGAUAAGUUCGAUCCUUAAUGCAAAGAGACAAUUUUCCUCCAUACAGCAGGGGAAUAAAUUUACGAGGGAUUACAAGCAAUAUCUUCAACUGUCCAAUGGAGAGGUUGGAUCAUACUUUCAUGAUGUUCCGCUAAAGCUAGAUAGGUCUUGCAAAACCGUGAACAUGAUAGUGGAAGUUCCCCGCUGGUCUAAUGCAAAGUUUGAAAUCUCCAAAGAACUGGACUACAAUCCCAUCGUUCAGGACACAAAGAAGGGGAAAGUUCGGUUCGUUCACAAUAUUUUUCCUUACCACGGUUACAUUCAUAACUACGGAGCAUUACCGCAGACCUGGGAGGACCCCAAUCAGACCAGCGUUGGGUCUUUGAAAGGCGAUAACGAUCCUCUUGACUGCUGCGAGAUCGGUUCAGAUGUUCUCGAGACAGGUAGCGUCCUUGAGGUCAAAAUCUUGGGAUCACUAGCACUCAUCGAUGAUGGCGAGUUGGACUGGAAAGUGAUAGCAAUUAACGUGAAUGAUCCACUGGCCACAGAGAUUAAUAACUUGAAUGACGUUGAGGAUAAACUACCAGGUAUUCUAAACGCCACGAGAGAAUGGUUUAGAAAUUACAAGAUCCCUGCGGGCAAACCACCUAACGAAUUCGCGUUUGAUGGCGCUUAUAAAGACGUUCACGAAACCAUUGAUACGAUUCAAGAGUGCAACGACGCCUGGAAGUCGCUGAUCAGUUCAAAACAGGUCGAUGGCGCUCCCUCCACCAAAAGAGCUGGUGAAGGAGUCAAAAUAAAGCCCGACAUUAAACCUGCUCAGGAGAUUCCGGCAGAAGUUCACAAAUGGAGCUACGUAGAAGCUAGGCUUGACAAUUGCUCCUAA
Molecule: messenger RNA, 927 nt
Organism: Torulaspora delbrueckii
Lineage: Eukaryota; Fungi; Ascomycota; Saccharomycetes; Saccharomycetales; Saccharomycetaceae
Gene: PPA2
Product: inorganic diphosphatase PPA2
Exons: 1
Coding region: 1-927 (308 amino acids)
Biological process (GO): phosphate-containing compound metabolic process
Cellular component (GO): nucleus; cytoplasm
Molecular function (GO): inorganic diphosphate phosphatase activity; magnesium ion binding
Source: RefSeq, a predicted model, not a curated record